Fusarium falciforme is the source of this 720-nucleotide messenger RNA. RefSeq lists its product as hypothetical. The transcript has 2 exons. NCBI's taxonomy places the organism in Eukaryota, Fungi, Ascomycota, Sordariomycetes, Hypocreales, Nectriaceae. The record is from RefSeq and is a predicted model, not a curated record. Bases 1 to 720 code for a protein of 239 amino acids.
AUGGGCGUCAGAUACAAUGACGGGGAUAGUGGAGGCCAUCGCACCCUUUGGCCGGGACAGUAUGCCUGGCUCUUGAACAAUGGGCUCGUUUCGUGGGACAACCACAAGAGCUGGGGCCUGUCGAGAGAAGACAUUGAGGACAAGAACAAAGCCGACGGACUUGUCAAGGUGGCUGCCCUCCUUCAAGUCAUAUGGUUCACCCUCCAGUGCAUCGUUCGAUCAGCAAACCAUCUCCCUUUGGCCGCGUUGGAGACAAUGACGCUGGCCUACGUGUUCAACGCCCUUGUCACCUAUGCGUUCUGGUGGGAGAAGCCUAAGGACAUUGCCACCGCCGCAUUUGUUGAAGACACAAACGUCAUUACCGAAUGGGAUGCAAGCCUUUAUAUGACAAGGUACUGGCCUCUAUUAUGUCUUCUUGGUGCCUCUUUCGGCGCCAUUCACUUGAUCUCAUGGGUUUCGGUCUUUCCAUCCGAGGUGGAGCUUUGGCUUUGGCGCGUCAGCGCUCUCAUCUCUGUUGUUACAGCUGUUCUUUGCAUGCAGUUUCGUAAGAUGAGCUUCACCUGGGAAGGUCCUCUGACGAUCAUCAAAGUUAGCAGUCCUUUUCUGUAUCUUGUGAGUAGAUUGAUCAUGGCUGUUGAGACUUUUGCAUGUCUGCGGGCUAUGGAGGCCUCUACUUAUGAGGUUGUCAACAUUUCCAAUUACUGGUUUCAUGUUUCGUAA